Molecule: messenger RNA, 936 nt
Organism: Durotheca rogersii
Lineage: Eukaryota; Fungi; Ascomycota; Sordariomycetes; Xylariales; Xylariaceae
Product: UbiA prenyltransferase family-domain-containing protein
Exons: 2
Coding region: 1-936 (311 amino acids)
Cellular component (GO): membrane
Molecular function (GO): transferase activity, transferring alkyl or aryl (other than methyl) groups
Source: RefSeq, a predicted model, not a curated record
AUGGCACUAAGUAGAAGCACGAGGAUGACGGCUCUCGCCCAGAAUAUUCGGGCGGUCCGGUUUCAUCUUAUGACGUUGUUUCUAUUCACCAAGACCGACUUUAAAGCGGUAAUCCUGCCGCAAAGCUUAUUCGCACUUGCAAUAUUUCCCAUGAGGGUCCAGUCGGGACUGGAGCCGCGAUAUCUCUCUGGAUUCAUACCUCCGCGAAUGCCGUACGCAGUGGCCUGGUUAUGGCUACACUUGCUCGUCGAGAAUAUCUCGAACCAAAGGCUGCCCGCCUCUAUAUUGGAAGACAAGGCCAACAAGCCGUGGCGGCCCAUACCAUCCGGCCGGCUCACCGCGGCGGAAGCAAAAGGUCUCUUGCGAGCACUUGUCCCGCUAGCCCUUCUUGCGAGCGUAUUGAUGGGCAGUUUCACACCGAGCGCAGCCCUCCUGACCCUGAUCUGGUUAUAUAACGACCUGGAGGGCAGCAGCAUUGAUCCGUUGCAACGGAACGUGAUCAACGCUGCUGCAUUUGCGUGUUUUGGUUGGGGAGGUGCUGGCGUGCUUCUCUCGGGAUCCUCUGAGAAUGAGGAGCUACAGCGAAACUGGGGUGUGCUGACGACCGCUGCUGUAAUGUCAACGAUACAUGUACAAGACUUUCCCGAUAUGGUUGGAGACACAGCUAGUGGUCGCAGGACGGCACCGCUCGUGUAUGGCGAAGGGUUAGCACGUUGGAGCUUAGCUGUGCUAGUGCCUUCGUGGUCAAUAGCCUGCUUGGUAUUCUGGGGGGUGCCUCUCCUUGCUUGGGUGGCAUUACUAGGUAUGGCAUCCAUCAUAGCUGCUUUUACUCUGACCCGGAGGUAUUAUGCUUCCGAUGAGCUUGUAUGGAAGUUGUGGUGCUUUUGGCUUUGCGUUGUGUAUCUCCUACCAUUGUUUAGCAAUAGGAUGGAGUAG